Molecule: messenger RNA, 1667 nt
Organism: Saccostrea echinata
Lineage: Eukaryota; Metazoa; Mollusca; Bivalvia; Ostreida; Ostreidae
Product: leucine-rich repeat-containing protein 74B-like
Exons: 12
Coding region: 1-1590 (529 amino acids)
Molecular function (GO): protein binding; calcium ion binding
Source: RefSeq, a predicted model, not a curated record
AUGACUGUACCCCGAGAAGAGUCCCAAGUCUUUAUCACUAACAAAGACCGACAACUCACUGUUCUUACCGACCAAAAGAAGGAACAUCAUCUUCCACAGAGUCCUGACUGCUUGAAAACACCAACAGAUACAGAUGGAGACUCCUAUUUCUUUGACACUCCAACGCCGGAAGUACCGGAGACUGUCAUCUCCUCUACCAGUCAGAGCACCUACCUUAAAGCCUGCAGGAUGUUAAGUAUAACGCCCUCUACCUUCUGCCUACGAUGCUUGAACGAAGCCACACUUGUUAUUCCCCAUCAUGGUAUCGGACCCUCUGGUGCCAAAGCUGUUGCCAUUGCACUUGUGAACAAUUCAACUAUAUCGCGUCUGGAUCUUUCCAGUAACGGCUUAGAGAGUACCGGAUUGUUCUACAUUCUAGAAAUGUUACAGUCUAACAAGAUGAUAUCAGAUAUUAAUCUAGCCAGAAAUGAUCUUGGUUCCAGAGGAGCUCAGCUGAUUUCAGAGUCUCUUAGGAAAAAUAAAACGCUCACAAAACUCAACAUUUCUGGAAACAAUUUCUCAGAAAAAGACGCAAAUUAUUUAGGAAAGCUAAUAAAGAAAAACAAAACAAUAAAAGAGUUAGUUCUUAGCCACAACAGUUUCCGGGAACAAGGGGGCGUUGUAUUGGGCGGAGCUCUGGAGUGUAACCGUGUGCUGAAGAAACUAGAUUUGAGCUGGAAUCACCUUAGACAGCUGGGUGCUGUAGCCAUUUGUUGGAGCAUAGGGGAGAACACAAGUUUGACGUCAUUGGAUCUCUCAUGGAACGGAUUUGGAAUGGAGGGUUGUCAUGAAAUGGGCAAAUCUCUUCUAAGAAAUCGAACUUUGACCUAUCUUGAUCUUAGUUCCAAUCGUGUAUCCUUUGACGCCUUUAGACAACUUUUGAGAGGUGUGGUGCAUAAUAAAGUCCUCAAAGUUCUUAAGGUUGGCAGCAAUCCAAUAACAACAGACGGGGCAUUUGCAAUUUUACAGUCCAUUGCUGUUUCUGACACAUCACUCGAAGAAAUUGAUUUGAAGGAUGUUUCAGUUGACAGCGAUUUCGUUGAUCUGCUAGAGCAAAUUAAGAAACGACGCCCUCUUACCUGCCAUUAUGGCAACACCUUACGUCAUGAUGAGAUCAAGAAAGGAGACGUCAAGCGUGUGUUAGACACAGAUGAUCCGGUCACCGUCUUGUUCGAAUACAUGAAGCAAAAGAAUCUGCGGUUAAUUGAUCUUCUACAUAACCUUGACAGAGAUCACAGCGACACUAUUACAAGAGACGAGUUCCAACAAGGCCUGUCUAACAUUGAUUUACCACUGAGUGGUCGGUCACUGGAUAUCUUGAUGAAGAAGUUAGACACAAACAGAGACGGAUCUGUGGACUACGAGGAGCUAUCAGCACGACACAAAGAAUACAUGAGAAAAGUCACCAGACUACGGCUUCAGGCUGACCUCGGUCCUAGCCACUACAAAGGUUACGACAAACUGGAGCAAUUACGAGAGGCUGUGCGUCUGAAGAUAUCACUCAACAUGACACGUCAAAAGACGGACACACAAAAAUUACCUGAUGUUUGACAGUGUUUUGUUUUCUUUGUUAUCAAUCGGCUAUUUCUCAGUAACAAACUGAUUGAAAUUUAUGUUCUAAUGACCUU